Messenger RNA from Engraulis encrasicolus (European anchovy), 3239 nucleotides. RefSeq names its product regulation of nuclear pre-mRNA domain-containing protein 1A-like. The record is from RefSeq and is a predicted model, not a curated record. Gene Ontology annotation, biological process: mRNA 3'-end processing. Lineage: Eukaryota; Metazoa; Chordata; Actinopteri; Clupeiformes; Engraulidae. The transcript is spliced from 7 exons. The coding region runs from base 175 to 1116 and encodes 313 amino acids. Gene Ontology annotation, molecular function: RNA polymerase II complex binding.
UCGGGCAACAACAGAGCACUUUAGUUAGCACAGCUAACAAGCUAGUUAGCUAGCUUUUUCUUGUGUUUCUGUGCAGAAAUCCUGUGGGGUUUGCUUUAGCAGGGAGCUUUCGUGGGCAGGAAGACCGAUUCUUCCCACAGAAGCCUUUCUGCACGCGCUCGAUAAGUUUUUAAAAUGUCGGUGUUUUCAGAAGCGGCUCUAGAGAAGAAACUCUCCGAGCUCAGCAACUCCCAGCAAAGCGUCCAGACACUGUCUCUAUGGUUAAUCCAUCACAGGAAGCACUCGAAAGCUAUCGUCAGUGUUUGGUACAACGAACUUAAAAAGGCCCAGGUACCCCGUAAGCUGACGUUCAUCUACCUGGCCAAUGAUGUGAUCCAGAACAGCAAAAGGAAGGGGCCCGAGUUCACACAGGACUAUGCCCCCGUCAUAGUGGACGCCUUCAAACACGUCGCCAGUGAGGGAGAAGAGGGCUGCAAGAAGCAGCUGGGUCGCGUGUUGUCCAUCUGGCAGGAGAGGGCCGUCUACGACAACAAUAUACUGGACCAGCUGUCACAAGUCCUCUUGGGUGAGAAGAAGGUGGCUAAGAAAAGGCCCUAUGAGGAGAUUAAAGCCAGCAAGGACGACGACUUCCCCAGCCAGAGCUCCCCUGCGGAACCCCCACAGACGGCGGAUCUGAUCCGCUCGCUGCAGGAGCUGGAGAAUGCCGCCUCCAGUGACUCCGCUCUCCGCCAGAGGAUCUCCGCCCUGCCCCCUGAGGUCCAGGACACAUCACUACUGCACCGCAUCACAGAUAAGGAGUCAGGGGAGCGGCUGGCGCGUGCGGUAGAGGAGGCGUGCAUGAUGCUGGCGGACUACAGUGGGCGGCUGGCAGCAGAGAUAGACGACCGGCGCCAGCUGACGCGCACCCUGGCUGCGUACCUGCAGAGCCAGAAGGACGGCCUAGCACACAACGAACACAAACUAGAAGAGUACAAGCGUAAGCUGGCGCGAGUGUCCCAGGUGCGUAAGGAGCUGCGUUCGCGCCUCAGCAGCCUGCCCGACCUCUCCCUCCUGCCCAGCGUCACGGGCACACCUGUGCAGCUGCCCUCCGCCGACCUCUACAACCCCUCCAACUGACCUGUGCCGCCCUUGCCCCGCCCCGACCUUUUGACCUUUGAUCUCCCGUAUUGGUGUACAUACCACUCACCCGCACUGAUGGACACAGUUGUCAUCCAAUCGCCAUCCUCAUUCUGGUCCCUUGGUCCCUCCCUCCUCCCGCCUCCUUAGUGUUGUGUAGCUUGCACCCCACUUUAAAGCCUCUUUCUCUCUCUUUCUAUCUGCCUCCUUUUCUCUCUCUCUCUCUCUCUCUCUCUCUCUCUCUCUCUCUCUCUCUCUCUCUCUCUCUCUCUCUCUCUCUCUCUCUCUCUGUCUUAUUUUGUCUCCUCAGUCUCUUUUCAAUGGCAUUUCACAUUUUUCUCCCACCCCCCUUUCACUCUGUUUGUCCUACAUUUGACAUACUACUUUGCAAUGCCUCUAUUCUCUCUCUCCCUCACCUCCCUCCUCCGUCCCACACUCUCCCCUAUCUCUCCUGCUUGGCUCACUAGGAGGUGUGCUGCUGUCUCCUUUCCUUCCCUCCCUCCUUCUCCUGUCACCUAGCUAGUGGACCAGCAGCCGUGUUCACAUUCACAACGCUGUCUCAGUAGUGCACUAGGGUAGGGUCCAUCUGCACAAGGACACAAGCAAGCAAGCAAAGAAGGAAGUAGAGGCCCUUUAAAAGAGCUAUUCGAGAUGCGGUACGUGAGUGUAUACUCCCAGCUGAUCUACAUAAGGAGAAACAAAAACCGUAACAAACUAGGCCGCAAGAGAACAGGUAUUCAACGUUACCAUGACCUUUGACCCCAACCCCAACUGCUUCUCAUCCAAUCAUCUCCCUGCUUAUUUAGGAUACAGGUGGGGAUAAAGAAGAAAAAGAUUAUCUCUCUCUCUCUCUCUCUCUCUCUCUCUCUCUCUCUCUCUCUCUCUCUCUCUCUCUGGAGCAUAUUUUUGUAUUUAAACUGGGUUUGGAUGUUAUUAUAAAGACUGGAAGAGUGAGAGGAUAGGCCUAAGGGGUAUGGUGGAACACGCCCGCUCCAUAUACUACUACAGCGCCCCCUAGCGUGGCAAAGGUGGCAGUAUUUUAAUUAAGUAAUUGUGUGUUGCUCUGUCUCUGCCGUUACCAUGUUGCAGGCAGAUUUUGCUGAUAUUUUAAGUUUUGUUUUUUUAUUGUUUUUCUCCCUAACAACCAUUGGAUGUUAAGGUUGUUCUGCCACUCCUUUGCUAAAACAAUACGCACACACCUUUGUUUAAAAUCAUGAUCUUUUGAAUUGUUAUUAUUUUAUUGUGUUUGUGUAUGGCUCACUAGUAGGCAUCGUCUGAAAACACUGUUUACGCCUUCAGUUACAGGAGUGUGUCCACAUGAACUUUUAUUGUGUACCAGAGAAUAUGUCCAAGGAAACUUGUGUGCCCAAGAUAACUCACUUCUCACUCUGAAGUGUGUGUGUGUGUGUGUGACUGUGACUGUGACUGUGACUAUGUUGGAGAGUAAUAAUUGGGUAAACAGAGAGCCUGGACGAGUUUUCGUGUAUUUCUUAACAUAAUUUAUGUCCUUAUAGCACCAGGCUGGGUCACCAGUUUGUUUCUGUCACUCCUCCCCAUUGCUGUGCUCAUAAGAACACUUCCCAAGCUCUCUGUGUUUUUAUAACUUAUUUGUGACGUUCACAACACAACUACUACUACUACUUUUACUACUCCAGUAUACACACAAACCUGUAUGCAUUUCAUUUGCACGGGCCUCGUAAACUGUCAGUGUUGGUCUCGGAAGGGAAUCAGUGAGGAGCUGCCAUUUUUAUUUUGUUGAGUGUGUGCGUGCGUGCGUGGGAGAGAGUGAGGGAGUGAGUCAGUGUGUGAAAGAGGGAGAACUAGAGAAAAGUAGACCACAUCAUCUUCACAGGUGAAUCUUCAAAACAAAUCUUUUAAAAAAAGCAAAAAUGGAAGAUGUUGAUGUUUGUAUUUCUGGGCUCUCUGAACACAGUCUCCUGUACUCCUCUGGACACACUAUAACAAUAUAACGGACACACAACGUAAACCAAUGGCAGCCUGUUAAAGGGCACGAAGAAAAGACUACUCUUGGGCUCUAACUUUUGUUCUGCUGUCUGUAGUGUAACUUGUAGCCACCGAGGGCUGACAUUUCCAGUGAAAAAAUAAUAAACCAAACCCAAAGA